Messenger RNA from Racocetra persica, 1011 nucleotides. The record is from the annotation of a GenBank genome assembly. NCBI's taxonomy places the organism in Eukaryota, Fungi, Glomeromycota, Glomeromycetes, Diversisporales, Gigasporaceae.
AUGGUUGAGCAGUGUCGAAAAAGACUUGCCAGAGAAAGGCAGAGAAAUUUAAAAAGAAGAAGAAAAGUUACUAAUGCAGAACCAAGAGUGGAAGUAGAAAUCAUGAAUACAACCCUAAAUAAUGAUAAUAUUAGGUCAGUAGAAGUGGAAGUCUCUAUUACUACAAAUAUGACUAAUAUUCAAAUUAAUCAAAGACAAAAUUGGAUAACACGUUAUAAGUUGGGAAGGAUGGAUCAAACAUGUGCCUAUUGUGAGGCUAAAUUUUGGAUGGAAGAAAAAGAUCAUAAAGAAGAAAGAUGUUAUUUAAGAACCUUAUUUACCUAUGUGAAAGGUGCUACUAGCUUUGAUCAUUUGAAAACUGUAAAUGAAUAUUUGUGUGCAAGCUUCAAAGAAGCUUGUAUUCGUCUUGGCCUUCUUCAAGAUGAAACCGAAUGGAAUGCAUAUUUAUUAGAGGCAAGUAGGAAUCCUAAAAUAUUGUGGAAUAAUCACAAAGUGGUAUUGUGUGAAGAUAUUUUAUAUAGAGAACAUCAAUUAACACAAAAUCAAGAUAAAAUAAUAAGUAAAAGAAUUGAAUGGGAAGCGCUUCAUCAAUUAGAAUGCUAUCUUAUAUUAAAUGAUAAAUUAUUAAAAAACUUUCCUAAUAUGCUAUUACUUCCAGAAAAGAUGCUAAAUUCUAACUAUAAUGAAGAUUUGGACCAAUUAAUACAGAAAGAGAGGUCGUAUAAUGCUAUUGAAAAUGAAGCCAAGUGUUUCUUUGUAGAUAGUCCAGAUAGGAAAUUGUCGGAUCUUAUUGAUUUCAUCUAUCCCAAUUUGGUCAAAAAUUCUAGUAAUAUAAAUUAUAUUGUUAGUAGAGCUAUUUUAACACCAAAAAAUGAUAACGUUGAGAAUAUAUCGAGUUUGAUAAUGGAUCAGUUUCCUGGAGAACUUUAUACAUAUCCUAGUACAAAUGAUGUAAGUUUAAUGGAAGAUGUAAUACAAAACAGUCUCAAAUAUAUUCACCAGAAUUCUUAA